Molecule: messenger RNA, 668 nt
Organism: Armigeres subalbatus
Lineage: Eukaryota; Metazoa; Arthropoda; Insecta; Diptera; Culicidae
Product: ninjurin-B-like
Exons: 2
Coding region: 41-625 (194 amino acids)
Biological process (GO): cell adhesion; tissue regeneration
Cellular component (GO): membrane
Source: RefSeq, a predicted model, not a curated record
AAACUUCCAACCGAAUCAGUCUAGUCGUUGCUCAAUAAAUAUGGGCAAAGUGAAUACAUGCGAUUCGCCAAAUCCUUUGAAAAACAGUAUCGCUGACAAAUAUGGCAAAAACGGUGCCGUCCACAUAUUUACCGGAAAUGAGAAACAGAGAAAAGUGUUGACCACUCCGGUCAUUUGGGACCGUAAUGUCGAUCGAGUUCGUCCAUAUUUGGAGAAUGAAUGGGCCAACUAUGAGAACACUCCGAAUCGCCAGGCGGAAGAGACCUUUCAUCGUUUGAGAAGUAGGCUCGGUCGUAACAACGAGGACGAGGGCGAUUCGUCGGAUUUCGAUAUGUACCGAAAUGUUGUGGAGAAUGCGUUGAAUGUGGCCUUUCUGGCGGCCAACUCCAAUCAUCUACGUCUGCUGACCGAAUACCAGGAGCAAACCGAAACGUAUCAGGUGUGCGUGGGGAUGUUGAUCAUGUCGUUGAUUCUACAGAUUUUGCUCGGCGUUUCCAUGGUGACCAUAUCGGUAAAUAGUGACCAGCGUUGGAAGAAGCUUAAGAUGUUCGCAUCUGUUGGGGUUGCUGUUAUAGCUAUUAUGAACAUUAUUGUGCUGUCUUUGGUGAAUGCAGUAUUGUUAUAGUUAGCUAUUAAGUUAUAAUCGAAAUUAAAGGAGUCUGUAGCAA